Messenger RNA from Penicillium odoratum, 717 nucleotides. RefSeq lists its product as uncharacterized. Bases 1 to 717 code for a protein of 238 amino acids. The record is from RefSeq and is a predicted model, not a curated record. NCBI's taxonomy places the organism in Eukaryota, Fungi, Ascomycota, Eurotiomycetes, Eurotiales, Aspergillaceae. The transcript is spliced from 4 exons.
AUGAAGUACUUGAAUGCUGCUCUUCUCGUCGCUGGACUUGGUGGAUCAUUCGUUCAGGCGGGAUAUUCCACUGAAUGCACGGAUCUAACCCUCAUUGAUGCGUGGCUGAUCGGAACCUGCCCCACGGAUGAUGGCACCGGUGAAAUCUCGAGCAGUGUGUACCUUCCUAAUAAGAUAGAAAAUACCCAGGGAAAACUUGCCUGGAAAGUCGACGGCGCUUAUUGGGACUCCUGUGAAGACUGUGAACUCAUUGACAGCGGAUCCACCCUGCAAUGCUAUUGUGAUGGAACCUACUCAUCAGAGGAUGGAACGACCACCUUAAACCUGGAGACAUACAUCGCAAACUACGAUGGUCACCUCCUAUCAAACCUAACAGGCGCCAUCACCUCAAUCCCCAGCAACUCCUCCUACGCAGUACCAACCGAUUUCGAAGUCGAGCUGGAAUUAAGCAGCUUAAAUAACACCUGCUCCGCUAUCGGUGCCUAUAUCACCAUGAACGACCCCACAGACUGCUACUACCUCAAUCUUGGUGUGGAGUAUACCUGGGCGUGUGGCAAAUCGAUCGAUAAUGAGGGCUGGGAGAUUGUGGCCUUUGCGGCUGAGGAUUGCUCAGGCGAUGCGGUGGCAACUUAUACUCCUGACAAUGUUGGGACUUGUUUGACCUUUUCGACUGGGGUGCAGGCUUUCUCGAUUACUCCUUUGUGGAAUUAUGAUUAG